Molecule: messenger RNA, 3253 nt
Organism: Entelurus aequoreus (snake pipefish)
Lineage: Eukaryota; Metazoa; Chordata; Actinopteri; Syngnathiformes; Syngnathidae
Product: CAP-Gly domain-containing linker protein 4-like
Exons: 15
Coding region: 190-2316 (708 amino acids)
Molecular function (GO): protein binding
Source: RefSeq, a predicted model, not a curated record
AUCAGUGGUAAAAACACCUGAGGUCUUGGAUGAUAGCAGGCUUUAAAUCUCCGAGGCAGUCAGGGGAUUAGCAGAGUAUUAGUGUGUACAAACACACACACAGUGUUUUAGGAGAAGAACUUGGUUGGAUAUUUUACCUGACCCAGAUUGUGUUUCUUAAAUUUAGCUGAACUCUACAGGGAUACUCUUAUGGCGGUCAAUGAGAACAAGGAUAGAGCUGAAAGGGAAACCACGGGCCUUGAGAGGGAGAUGACAAAGGAGGAUGUUUCAGUGCUUGAGGAAGGAGAUGCUACAAUUGGCUGCCAAAAUCGAGUGUCUCCCUAUCAGCGGCCAGUCACCCACCAGGUGUCCUCUGCACCAAUGCCUGACGACUGUGAAUUCGCCUUUUUCGACCCCAGCGACCCACAAUGCAAGGAGGUUCUGCAAGAUCCCUGCACCACCAUACCAGAACUGUUUGCUGUUCUUCGGCAAUGGGUUCCCCAGGUUCAGAAAAACAUUGACCUGAUUGGCAACGAGAUCAUCAAGAGAGGUUGUGGUGUAAAUGAUCGAGAUGGCCUGACGGACAUGAGCCUUCUGCACUACUGCUGCAAGGCCGGAGCCCCAGGCAUUGGUGAUGCAUAUAAAGCAGCUGCCUUUGCCCGACAGAUACUCUCCCUGGAUGCAGAUCCGAAUCUUCGCUCUCGGUGGACAAACAUGAGGGCUCUGCAUUACGCUGCCUACUUUGACGUGCCCCAGCUUAUUUGUGUGGUGAUGCAGGCCUCUCAGCCUGAAGAUGUAGAUGCCACCUGCAGUGACUUUGACUUCGGCACUGCCCUGCACAUUGCAGCAUCCAAUCUGUGCACAUCAGCUGUCAAGUGUCUUUUGGAGCUGGGAGCUAAUCCUACUUUAAAGGACGAUAAAGGCCAGUAUCCAUUUGAUGUUGUUCCUGACCCUCUCAACAUGUCCUUGGAGAUGGAGGAUGCUGCCGCCUUGGCCAAAGAGCUCCGGACUUUACUAAGAGAAGCUUUGCCACAGCCUGGUUUCUUGCCAAGUACAUUGCAAGUCCAGCCCCCUCAUUCUCUUUACGAAAAGGCGAGAACACAUCUGGCUUCCAUCGGAAUCCGACUUGGUGACCGUGUAAUGAUAGCUGGGAAGAAGGUUGGAACUCUGCGAUUCUGUGGCAGCACAGAGUUCUCUGAGGGGCUUUGGGCUGGCGUGGAGCUUGACAAUCCAGAGGGGAAGAAUGAUGGCUCUGUAGCAGGCAUCCAGUAUUUUACCUGUCAAUUCAAACACGGAGUAUUUGCUCCUCUUACCAAGAUAAGCAAACCUUUGGAAAGGUGUAAAACAAGCACCAGUAAAGGGUCUACACCCGUACGUCCCCCUCGUCGUCCCUCCAAGAUUAACACAGGAUUGGGUGUUUUCUCCCAAUCGCUCUCCUCUUCUUCAUCCUCACUGGACUCCCUUCAUGGACGGCGUCUUAGACCGCAUCCGAGGCAACGUCUUUCUGUCAGGCAGCAAUGGGAGCAGAGUCCUCGGAGCACACCCUCCCCAGGCCUUCGCUCUUCUCCUGGCGUAGCUGCAACAGGAAGUCUACGAAGCCUAUCCCCCACUGCUAGGGGCCCUGAUGUGCGCCUGGGGGACAGAGUGCUGGUCGUUGGCCAGAGAACCGGCAUAGUUCAAUACAAUGGGAAGACCAGCUUUGCUCCAGGAUUCUGGUUGGGAAUCGUACUCGACACACCCAGUGGGAAGAACGACGGCUCAGUGGGUGGUGUAAGAUAUUUCAGCUGCCCACCAAGGCAUGGAGUAUUUGCUCCUCCAUCUCGUGUUCAAAGGAUUCAUGGAUCUGUUGAUUGCCUCUCAGAGCUCUCCUCGUCGCAUCUCAAUCGUCCUUUCAGCGGAACGAUCCGUCGCAGUUCAAGUACAUCGUCUACUAUCGCCGCUCCAAAGGAAACAAGCAAUAGAAGGCCUGUUACCAGGAGCCGUUCCAACCCUCAUCGCCAACGCUGGAACACCCUGAGUGGCGGCAGCCGCAGCGUUCCAGGCAGUACUGCGGGUAUCGUUUCCAGUUCUGACUGCCAGGUCCGCCUCCAUGUGGGCAUGCAGGUCCUGUUGAACAGUGCCAAUGAGAUGGCGUCCAUCCGUUACUUGGGCACAGCUGACUUCGCCCCUGGCCUGUGGCUGGGUCUCGAGCUCCGAGGCCCCAAAGGAAAGAACGACGGCUCUGUUGGUGGCCGCCGCUACUUCACCUGCCGCCCUGGCUGUGGCAUGCUUGUCCGUCCGAGCCGUGUCACCUAUCAUGGGAUCAAUGGAUCCCGCUUGGUGGAUGAAAACAGUUGAGAACAGGAAUUAUUCCAACACAACUCCAGAGAAGGUGCACUUGUAGGUGGGAUCUGUUUGUGAGUCUUACAUCAAUCGAUCAGAGAUUUUUUAUUUAGAACUUGUGGGUUAAAACCUACCUUGAUCCUCCAAGCCUAGCUAAUUGUUAUGUGAAAUACUGCACUUUAUUGAAUAAUAUUUGAAUUCCCAAUGGAAUAAACUGCAGAAGGGAGCAUUUAAAAAUAUAUAAAGCACUGCAAUACUUUUAAAUAAAAAUUAGUUUCCUAGAUCAGAAUAUAUUCAGCAGGUUAUAUGGAUAUGCACAUUUUUAAAUAUAGUUUGAAAUUUAAAAUCUCUGUAGGAUAAUUUAGGUGCAUUACCCUAAGCAGAAGUGUUUUUCAUCACUAAUAACUUGGAUACAAGAGAGUAACUACAUAUGUGUGUGUUUUACAUUAAAUUGAUGGACAUAAAGUCAGUCUAAUCAAAACUUCCAUUCUAAUACAAUUGGAGCACCACAAAUAUAUCUUACUGUACAAUGUCAAGUAGUGAUAAAAAUGACUGAAAUGCACAUGGUUUUGAGCCCAUCCUUACUUGGCAUACUAAAAUAGGAGUCUAGCAGAGAACAACCUAAAGGGGAACUGCACUUUUUGGGGAUUUUUUCCCAUCCACAAUCCUUAUGUGAGUAGUUUUCCUUUCUGUGUGUUCUAAAUAUUGUAAAUCUGCUCGUACGAGGUGGCUAACAAUGCAGGGAAUGGGAUUAAUCUACUCCGCCAAUAAAGUGCUCUAAAAAACUUAGACUUAGACUUAGACAAACUUUAAUGAACCACAAGGGAAAUUGUUCAACACAGUAGCUCAGUUACAAUGAUGGAAAGUGUAAGGAUGAAAAAAAAGGACAAUGCCGGUAUAAAUAGACUAAAUUUAGCGAUAUAAAAUCUAACAUAUAUACAAAUAUAUACAA